Messenger RNA from Fragaria vesca subsp. vesca, 1119 nucleotides. RefSeq lists its product as uncharacterized. Bases 1 to 1119 code for a protein of 372 amino acids. The transcript is spliced from 3 exons. Lineage: Eukaryota; Viridiplantae; Streptophyta; Magnoliopsida; Rosales; Rosaceae. The record is from RefSeq and is a predicted model, not a curated record.
AUGGCAUCCCCCUCGGACUCUUAUGUGGAUCCCAGGGAUGAUACAGACUCGGAUGAGGAGCGUCCGGGGUCCGCAGAAGAAACAGAAAUGGUAUCAGUCUCAGAUGAAUUCCCGGAUAGGCGAGUGACCAUCGGGAUAGGGCAGGCACUCAGGGUGCGAGCGGCCUUGAUUAGCUUUUUGAAGAAAAAUAGUGGGGCAUUCGCUUGGACAUAUAAGGACAUGCCCGGGAUAUCUAGUGGGAAGUUCUUGGGGCAUAUAAUUAGCAGGAGGGGGAUUGAAGCCAACCCGGAAAAGAUCCAAGCCAUAUUGGACAUGGAAAGGCCCAAGGAGAGGAAUAAAGUGAGUUCAUUGGCCGGGAAGAUUGUCGCCCUUGCCAGAUUCGUUUCACGACUCACGGAUAAGUGUGCCCCUUUCUUUCGGCUGCUGAAAGACCAGCAGUGUAAGGAGAUAUCAGCAGUUAGCUCGGUCUUGAUAAGAAAAGAGUCUGAUAUCGAGCACGCUGUAUUUUACGCUGGGAAGGGAUUCACACCAGCCGAGAGCAGGUACCUGGACGUGGAGAAAUUAGCCUUGGCACUUAUUAUAACCGCCAGAAGGCUCAGACAUUAUUUCCAAGCACACUCGAUAACCCUUUAUACUAACCACCCCUUGAGGCAGAUUAUGCAAAAGCCAAAAAUCAGCGGGAGGCUGGUGAAAUGGGGGGAAUUUGAUAUCCAUUAUCAGCCGAGAGUGGCAAUCAAGGGCCAAACAGCGGCUGACUUUAUUUCUGAGCUCACGCCCAUGAAAGUUAUGGGAAAGUCCUCUAAGCUCACGCCCACGAAAGUUGUGGGAGUAUCCUCCGAGACCGGCCAGGAGGAAAGUGGUCCCGGAGCAGAUAAGGAGAUGCAUAACGAGGAACCGCCGGCCCAACUCUGGAGGCUUUUUGUUGACGGCUCGGUGACGAGAAAUAAAAGCGGGGCGGGAAUAAUAUUAGAGACUCCCGAUGGAUUUAAACAUGAGUACGCCCUGGAAUUCCAGUUCAAGGCAUCAAACAAUGCGACUGAGUACGAAGCUCUAAUCGGGGGAUUGCAACUCGCCCGAGACGUCGGCGUGGAAAGAGUUGAAGUGUUUAGUGAUUCAUAG